AUGUCUAAAACAAAUCUGGUGGAAGAGAAUAACAGUGCAGUACUUUGCCACAGACUACUUGCUUGUGUUGCAUGGAAAUACCUUGUGACAGAUUGUGAUCUCCAGAAUACACUUCUGGAAAUAGUGUUAACUGGUUGUGUACUCUUGUCCUGUUCUCUUUGCAGCUGGGCUAUCAUCAUCUUCACUGUUGUGGCCGUCAUCAUUGUCUUUGAUCCUCUUGGCGGGAAGAAGACGCUCUACAUUGCUCACUGCCCCAACCGCAACCUGGAGAGCAGUCAGUCAGGCCAGCUCUUUUACAAUGUCAAGAAGACGGCAACUCGAGUGUGGGAGAAAAGGAUCCGGCUGCUGUGCUGCUGCAUCGUGCAAGAUGAUGACCACCGAGUGGCUUUUACAAGCAUCGCUGAGCUUUUUCGCAGCUACUUCUCAGACACUGACUUGGUGCCUAGUGAUGUGGCAGCAGGCCUGACUCUACUUCACCAAGAACAAGAUAAGGUGGAAAAUUGCCCUAAAGAGCCUGAAGAAGUUCUUACGCAGUCACCAUUAUCUCCUCUGGGUAACGAUUUGGAUGAUGAAUUGGAAAAUGCUGCUCAUUAUAUGAAGUUUGCUGCGGCUGCUUAUGGUUGGCCCUACUAUAUAAUGGCAAAUCCCUUUACAGCACUCUGUAAGCUUAAAAGUGACUGCUGUAGAAGGACCCCAGCAGAGACUGAUAUCAUUGGUGAUGACCGUUUUAACAUGCAUUUUGGAUCCAUCUUAAAAAUAACAGGGCUGCAAUAUAGAGAUUUCAUUCACAUCAGCUUUCACAAUAAGAUUUUUGAGAUACCAUUCUUUGUCGCAUUGGAUCACAAAAAAGAAGCUAUUGUCGUAGCUGUGAGAGGAACCUUGUCAUUUGAGGAUAUUCUCACAGACCUUUCGGCCGAUUGUGAAAACCUAACUCUAGAAGACGUCCUAGAAAAUGGUCUUGUACAUAAGGGGAUAACCCAGGCUGCCAACUACAUUUACCGAAGACUAAUAAAUGAUGGGAUUUUGAACCAAGCCUUCACCAUUGCUCCUGAAUAUAAACUGGUUGUCGUCGGACACAGUUUAGGAGGAGGAACAGCCUCCAUAUUGGCUAUCAUGCUCAAAAACGCUUUCCCAAACCUGAAGUGUUAUGCCUUUUCUCCACCAGGAGGUUUGUUAAGUAAAUCGCUUGCAGACUACAGUAAGCAGUUCAUUGUUUCAAUCAUUGUUGGAAAAGAUGUUGUUCCAAGGUUAAGUAUGCCCAACAUGGAAGAUCUGAAGAGAAGGAUCAUUAGAAUAGUUGCCAACUGUAGCAGACCCAAGUACCAGAUCUUGCUGCAUGGAUGUUGGUAUGAAGUGUUUGGAGGAGAACCGGAUAACUUCCCCACUGAACUGGAUGGUAGAAACCAAGAUGCUUUGACCCAGCCUCUCCUAGCCGAAGAGAGCUUAAUGGUUCAUCGGUCACCUUCCUACACUACUCUAGAUGAAGACUCACCUUUAAAUUCUCCUCCUCAGUAUCCUCACCUGUUUCUUCCUGGGAAAAUCAUCCAUAUUGUUGAGGAAACCAGCACAAGAAGGUGGUGCACUUCAGACAUCAGAUACGCUGCAAGCUGGUCAAAAGAAACUGCCUUUGGUAACAUUUUAAUAAGCCCCAAGAUGAUUACGGAUCACAUGCCAGAAGUAGUCCUCAAGGCUCUCAACAGCUUGGUUGAAGCAAAUGCCUCUUGCCUUUCCUGUCGAGCGCAAGGAGACUCAUCGGUGAACAUUGUAUAACUGUAGACUUAGGAAAACAGCAGCGCUCUCUGUUUUCAGGUGUUAACAAAGAGUGGCAGCCCUUUUGUACUGAAAUCAUGCCUGAUGUAGAAGUUUGGGAUAACGUCCAGGACGAUGAACACAACCUUCACGCUGUAGCCGUUGUUUGGGGCUACUCAAUUUACCAGGUCGUUUUUAAGAGGGCCUCAGUUUAACUGGAGCAAGUGAACUAGUCGUGAAUUUUAAGCAUCAUGAAAGGCUCUGCAGUGACAGCUUGUAUGGAGAACUUGAUCAAUGGGGAGAUGGAAGAGAUCGGUUACAGCGAGUGCUUAACUCUUGGCACUGUUACGAUGUGGGCCCUUGUGUAAGUCGUGGGCAUCUCAGGGCAGAGCUGGACAUGCCUGUGGGUUUAUGAAGCACGUGUAAAUUCAGAAAUAAAACAAACUAACAGGAGAAGAAAAUUAAGUGCAAGACAACUACACUGACUGUUUGGACAUACACAAAGGUGACCCCACCAAGGUGAGCUGGGCUUUGCAGCCUUCCAUUGCACUACCAUUGAUGUCAGAAAUGUCUGGUUUUCUUUCUUGCUGAAGGAAUUUUGCAUUGUAGAUACCUUUUGUAGGCUUAAAUAACACUUGGAUACAUGUGCAAUACUUGUCUACCUUUGUUUACAGAUCUUCAACCCUGCUGAAUAUGAUUUUAGAAGGGUUAAAAUCCCUUAUUUUAAGCAAUGAUGUUGUUCGGUUUGCCCGUGGUUAAUUAGGACAAGCCCGAAGGAUCAGCUAGGCUUCCUGUUUUAAAAGAAUUUUACAUCUGUAAUCUUGUACAGUUAAAACAUGUCUGUGCUGGAAAUGAUCUCAUAAUGAAGUUUGUUUACUGAACACAA
Messenger RNA from Sceloporus undulatus (fence lizard), 2635 nucleotides. It is a transcript of the gene DAGLB, whose product is annotated as diacylglycerol lipase beta. Gene Ontology annotation, biological process: lipid metabolic process. The transcript has 13 exons. The record is from RefSeq and is a predicted model, not a curated record. The coding region runs from base 1 to 1770 and encodes 589 amino acids. NCBI's taxonomy places the organism in Eukaryota, Metazoa, Chordata, Lepidosauria, Squamata, Phrynosomatidae.